CCUUCCUAUUGGCGCAGAGUCCCAACGGCCGUGCCAGCUCGCGAGCGAUUGGCCCGGCGUGUGGCGCCGCGGAGCUUCCCGGUUUGAGUGUGGGGUUUUCGGUUGGGACUCGGCGCCGCGGAGAGUUUCCAUGUAUUUGUUAGGUGUGAAUAAGACAGCAUGAACUUUACCCCGACACCCACCCCAGUCUGCAAAAAAACGACCAUCGCCGCCCACCGCUGCGGCACCUGCUCGGAGUGCAGGAGCCCCCCCAGAUGGAGGGCGAUGGCGGACUCGAUGGAGUCGACUCCCUUGCCUUCAACCAAAGACCGCCUGGCAGUCCUCUGCCCUUCCCAGGAGCUCCUGGAGUAUUAUCAGAAGAAGAUGGCGGCGUGUGAGAUGGAAAACGAGGACCUCCUGCGGAAGCUGGAGCUCUACAAGGAAGUUUGUGAAGGGCAGCACAAGCUCGACUGGGAUUUGCAGCAGAGGGAGGAAGAAAUUGCCGAGUUGCAGAAAGCCCUGAGCGACAUGCAGGUGUGCCUCUUCCAGGAACGGGAGCACGUUUUACGCCUCUACUCCGAAAACGACCGGCUGAGAAUCAGGGAGCUGGAAGACAAGAAGAAGAUCCAGAGCCUGCUGGCCCUCGUGGGAACGGACAGCGGGGAAGUGACGUACUUCUACAAGGAGCCGCCCCACAAGGUCACCAUUCCCCAGAAGACCGUCCAGCCUGUGGGGGCACAGGAGCCGGGGCGGCCCUCCUCCUGCAAAGCAGACCCUAAAAUAAGCAGGAAAAGAGCCGCGUUGAGAGAAAAGGAAGACGGUUCCGAGCACCACCCGCGGGACACGGACACGCUGGCCCUGCAGGUAGAAGCGCUGCAGGCGCAGCUGGAGGAGCAGACCAGGCUGUCCCGGGAGCAGGUGCACAGCCUGAUGGAGGACCGGAGGAUCCACCUGGAGGAGAUCCAGGUUCAGCAGCAGCGGAACCAGCACAGGAUCAAGGAGCUCACGAGGAGCCUCCACCACACGCAGGAGCUGCUGUACGAGAGCACCAAAGACUUCUUACAGCUGCGGUGUGACAGCCAGAGCAAAGAGCAGUCGUGGAUGCUGGAGAAGGACCACCUGGUGUCGGAGCUCAGGCAGUGCCGGGGGCAGGGCAGGAAGAAGGAGGACAGGAGCGGACGGGCCCUGCCGGCCUUCCACGAGACGCACCCCACCCAGCACGAGUACCUGAAGUCCCUGAAGGACAAGUUAGUACAGGAGCAGAAGCUGUCCGCCAUGUACCAGGAGCAGUGCAUUUCCCUGGAGGAGGAGCUCGCCCGCAUUCGGGAGGAGGAGGGCGCCAGGAGGGAGAUUUUCAAGGACCGCUCGCACAAGAUGGGGAAGCGCUUGCAGAUGAUGACCAAACGCUACGAGGCCCUGGAGCACCGGCGCGCCCUGGAGGUGGAGGGCUUCAAGACCGACAUCCGGGGCCUCCGGCAGAAGCUCAAAGACCUGGAGCAGAUGCUCUACAGGGCCACCCUGAGCACCCAGGCCAACAAGGACCUGGCCAUGCUCUGCGAGGUCCGCAGCAGCAACCGGCGGGCGCACAAGAUCCAAGGGGAGCUGCGGAACCUCAAGUCCAAAGUAUUCGGGCUGGAGAACCAGCUGAGGCUCUGCUGACCCGGGCGGGCCCCGCCGACCACGCCCAGGCCCCGCCCAGGCC
Messenger RNA from Perognathus longimembris pacificus (Pacific pocket mouse), 1681 nucleotides. It is a transcript of the gene Ccdc77, whose product is annotated as coiled-coil domain containing 77. The transcript has 12 exons. The coding region runs from base 160 to 1638 and encodes 492 amino acids. The record is from RefSeq and is a predicted model, not a curated record. Gene Ontology annotation, cellular component: centrosome. Lineage: Eukaryota; Metazoa; Chordata; Mammalia; Rodentia; Heteromyidae.